Gilbertella persicaria is the source of this 246-nucleotide messenger RNA. RefSeq lists its product as uncharacterized. Gene Ontology annotation, biological process: attachment of spindle microtubules to kinetochore. Bases 1 to 246 code for a protein of 81 amino acids. Lineage: Eukaryota; Fungi; Mucoromycota; Mucoromycetes; Mucorales; Choanephoraceae. The record is from RefSeq and is a predicted model, not a curated record. Gene Ontology annotation, cellular component: DASH complex; mitotic spindle. The transcript has 2 exons.
AUGCGUUCCUAUGAGAGCGCAAUUUUGGUAGAGAUGCAGACACUUGUGGACAACAUCAACAAGUUACAAGCUGCUAUUCAAAACGUCAAUGAAAACGAAUUGACACCUUGGAUAGAUGAAUUAAGAGCUGUUGAAAAAAAGAUGCAAUUUGUAUAUACGUUUUUUGGUGCUUCCAAAUAUCCAAGCCAUAAUGAUGAUGAUGGUGAUGGUGAUAAUGACGAUGAUAAUAAGCGAGAAACAAAAUGA